AUGAAGAUGGUGACGGACCGAAGCUGCAGGCAAGUCACCUUCUCCAAGCGCCGGACCGGACUCUUCAAGAAAGCCAACGAGCUCGCCACCCUCUGCGCCGUAGAUCGCCAUCAUCGUCUUCUCCCCCGGCGGCAAGCCCUUCUCCUUCGGCAACCCCGGCGUGGAGCCCGUCGUCGGCCGAUUCCUAAAUCGGGGCGACGAACACCACGACGGCCAGCAGAGGCAGCAGCGGCUACCGAGAGAUUCUGGAGGCCUACCUCCUCCCCGCAAACCAAAAAAUCGGUGUGUCUACCUCCUCCCCGCAAAGCCGCAAACCUUCCGACCCCUUCUGCUGCUCUGCUUUUAGUUUCUCUCUGCUGGUCUGCAAUCGACCGGUCGUUGCAUGCGCCUUAUGGAAGAGCCUCUGCCAUGCGACGAGGGGCAGGGAGAAGGCGGAGGUGGAGUCGGCGGGGCGGCGAGGUGGAGGCGCCGACGAUGGUGGAGGGGGAAGGGCUGGUCUCUGAGAGACUGUGA
This is a messenger RNA of Linum tenue, 513 nucleotides long. The record is from the annotation of a GenBank genome assembly. NCBI's taxonomy places the organism in Eukaryota, Viridiplantae, Streptophyta, Magnoliopsida, Malpighiales, Linaceae.